GGCAGCAUAUUUCUCAAGUGUGGAGUAUUUUAUCCCAAUGAAAUGGACUUGCACUACCAACAAUAUCUUUAAGACGCGUCUUUCUUAUUUAAGAUGUGCAUUUUCAAAUAGCGGAUAUGAAGAAGAGGAUGGGAUGUUGGCAGAAGGGCCGUGCAUGGAAACAUCAAGACAUGCCGUUCCGUUGUAACCUCUUCUGCUCAACAAUAUCUGUACUAGAUACCGGGAAAUAAACCGUGUACACGCGCAUACGAGCAACCCGAUCGCGUGCAGUAUAUGUAUGAAGCCGCCAGGAUAAACAUUUGAUAUGAUAAAAAGAUGACCGGGAAUUCUUUAUUUUGUCCAAUUUUUUUUCACAUGUAUACGCAUUAAACGCUGUUUGUUUCAUCGGAUUUGAUUACUUCAAUCAACAACAUCGAUAUUCUGUAUUUAUGGCCGAAUUGUCAUCAUGAUAUCGGGUGUGUAAAAGGGGCGCGCGCGUGAGCCGCAUCCGCGCGAGGUGCAUCUCAACAUGACAGUAAUGUACAAAAAAAGAAGGAUACCAAGCGGGAAGGCCUGCGGCUAUCCAGGAGAAAUCUUAUCAGGGUCGGUUGGCAUGUCUUGAAUAAGAAACGAGCAAAAUGGAGAGCUCAGGUUCUAGGAUGGUCUUGAGAAACUCACGCCAUUUGCUUGGAUGUUGCGUGCUUCUGCUCGUGGCCAUGAUGUUGGUGGGCUUCAUGACGACGUCUAGCACACCUGUGACAGUGGAGCUCCCAUCUAACAUGUCCAGAAGAAGCCUCAAUCAGCUUCCAUCAAGAACACAUUCACCUCCUGCCUUAUCUUCAUCAUCAUCAUCUUCCUCAUCAUCUCAACACUCUGAAAGAACCAGGCGUCCAGCACACAGGCCAUCUGGUACCAAACAUCCCAUGUCCCCUGGUCGCCAUGACAGUGCCUCCAGCAUAGAUCCCACUUCCUCUCUUGGCCCCGAAGGGUCGGGUAACUUAGGAGAUGGGGCUCAGGGCAUUCACCUGCUGUUACGCCCACCAGACCUUCUAACUCCCAGCCAGAUGCCUCCUAUUCGUGAGGACAGAGCACCUACUCCAGCCCCUCCCACCCUGGUGGCACCUGAGGACCUGUAUCCCGCCCACUCCACCGAGGUGGAUUGGGGUUCUGGAGACUAUUUGGAAACUCUUACGUUCAUGGGAUCUGAAGGGGAGGAGUUUUCUCUGGUCACCACCCUCCCUACGCAUGGAUACGAUCCAUAUGAUGCUGAAGAUGAUACUACAGUCAGCUACAACACAGAGUUCCCCUCUCGUCCAAUCUUGCCCCUCUCCUCUAGAGACCUCCAACCCAGCAGGACAAUAAAAUAUGGAACUAAUUUAAGGACGGCCCACCCCACUGAUCCCCGCCUCCCAUUGGCUCCUGACUCCACCCACAUAAACGAUAUGGAGGAUGACCUGGAUUUUGACUGGGCAGAGCUUUUUCCGAUUGAGCCAACUGAAAUGCUGCUUCCUGACAUGAACAGUAUGGAGUACUACAACACAUUGCAAGCCAAAGAGAAUGCUAGUAUUGCGAGAAAUAGGACGCAUCAUGCCCACCCUCAUAUUACCCCCACCCACACUACUGUGGGACCAACCCACACACCUACUGCCACUUUGGGAAAAGUCCCAGAUCAUAUUGACCAAACUACUCCUCAACCCAGUCCACCUGUUACAUCCAAGAAGCCUACAAAGCCCCCAUCAUCAACUUCCACCGAUACCCAACGACCCCCUGAAGUCCGCUUAACACCCGAGAAGGGUACUCCUUCCAUACCUACUCAUGUGGGCAAAACCCACCCAGUGCCGGCCACCCAGCCUCCACCUAGCACCUCAGAGGGUCCAGUAAUACAGGCUGUCACCCUGAAGCCUCCAACUGCUACAAAAUCACGUACUACCACCAUCAAAACCACCACCAGACCUACAACCACCACUACAGUUAAAACUAUGACUACCUUGAGCUCCACCAGCCUCUCCACCAAAAGUCCACCACCUACAACCCCCAGAAUUCCUUUGUCCAUUGCUCCCCGACUGUAUGUCUGCAACAUCACCAAACCAGACAUGUACCUGGUUAGAGUGGGUAUGACCAGUGGUUCAUCAGUGGCGUUUGCCAAAGCUCAUGUGCGGGAGAUUCUUAGACGAGAGUUUAACCGCUCCGUUGAGCUACAGGUCCUCAAGGCUCCACCCAAUUUCAUUUUCCGGGCAGUCUCUGGUCCACUGGUGUACAAUGCUGUGUCAGUUAUCAAUUCUCUCCGCCAAUCAGCACACAGCACUUCCUCCUCUACCAUUCUGUCAAUCACACCCAUAUAUGCAGUGCCAGAUUACAUACAUCAGGUCCAUACAGUGCUACAGUUUGUACCGAGUCAUGUGGACGUGCGUUUGUGCAGCUUCAGUGAGCGUGUGGAAAAGGGGCUGCUCAUGGCGUACGCGGAAGUGCGCAAGCGCUCGCAGGAAAAUGGAAAUUUCACAAUCCAUAUUGUGAAUAUCACUAGCAGCCUUCCUAAAGGCCAGCGUCAGCAAAAGGCACCAGUGGACAUCACCUUUGCUGUGCAUGAUUCCCAAGGCUUCCUGAUGGGAUCAGAUGUCAGUGGCCACAUGAGGCAGCUCAGCGCAGUGGAGUUCAGCUUCUACCUCGGUUUUCCUACCUUGCAGAUCGCUGAACCUUUUCACUACCCCGAACUGAAUGUGUCUCAUCUGUUACGUGCAUCCUGGGUGAAAACAGUGUUGCUGGGUGUGUUGGAUCAGCGUGUGAAUGAAAGAACCUUUCAGGCAAAGAUGGAGAGGCGAUUGGCCCUGCUGGUUGGAGAAGGUCUUGGAUUCGGGGCUGGCAAUCGUCGUUGGAGAAGAGCUACUUUUAUUGGCAACAACAGUGUACAGAUUGUGCAGGCAUUUCGCCUGGAUGGGCCAGAGCACCCAUUAGAGCUGGUGUAUUUUGUGGAGGUGGGGUCAGGAGAGAGAUUGCCAGCUCAGGCCACUGCGGCCAUGCUCAAUAGACUCAACCUGCAGAGAGCUGCAAUUGUGCUGGGCUACCGGGUACAUGGAAUUCUAGCUACACCGGUGGAGAAGCUGGCCCUGCCUCCCUCUGAGACUCAGCCCAGUAAUGUGUGGCUGAUCGUGGGGGUCGUGGUUCCUCUGCUGGUGGUCAUCCUCAUUAUCAUCAUCCUCUACUGGAAGCUCUGCCGCUCUGAGAAGCUGGAGUUUCAGCCAGAUGCCAUGAGCACCAUCCAGCAGAGACAGAAGUUGCAGCCUCCCAGUGUAAAAGGCUUUGAUUUUGCAAAGCUUCACCUGGGCCAGCACAGUAAAGAUGACAUCAUGGUAAUUCAAGAGCCUGCCCCUUUACCGCCCCCUGUUAAAGAAGCCACACCCUCUGAGGGCGGAGAAUUGAACACACCCAAAUCAAAGAGCUCGUCCACGAAAGCAUCACGUGCUGCACGGAGAAGGGGCAGAUUGUCUCCGUCUGAUGGAGAUUCAUUAGGAAGUGAAGCAUCCAGUGGCAGAGAAUCAGCAGAGGAGAGCACCAGACCUGCUGUAACACCAAGUGACAGCAAACCCCAACAUCGCAAGAGCAAGCAUGCAAAAAACAAACUUGGUGCUCAGCCUGGCAGUGGUGCAGAUGAGCAGUUGUCCUCCUCGUCCAUAUUUGAACAUGUGGACCGUCUAUCCCGAGGCUCAUCCGAUGGAACACGCAGAGUGUCCAAUAAAAUUCAGCUUAUAGCCAUGCAGCCCAUGCCAAGUCCGCCCCCUCAUUCACACAACCAAGACCUGAGUCCCAACCUAACAGAGAAGAUGCCUGAUGGAGCAAAGGUCAACAGUGAGAUCCAGGUAGCCUUGAGGCAUAAAUCUGAGAUUGAACACCAUCGCAAUAAAAUCCGCCUGCGUGCCAAGAGGAAGGGCCACUAUGAGUUCCCUUCCAUGGAGGACAUCAUGGCUGUGUUUGGCGACAGCUCCGAGCAGCAGCGAGUGUAUCAACAAGCUCAGGAUCAGAUACGCAAGAUUUUGCACCCAGAGGAACACACACACUCAUCAUGUGGAGAGCCACGCAAGAGUUCCAGAGGACGACACUCUCCCAGACAGAGACAGAGACAGAAUCUGAGUGGUAGUGGUAGUCUGAGAGACAAAGAUCGCCUCAUUACUGAUGGGGACGCCACAUACAGGAAGUACCCUGGGGUCAACAAUGUGGCAUAUGUGUCUGAUGCAGACCAGCUCCCAGAUGCAGGUAGCCCCUCCCCCACUGAUGAGGUGUUUUUAGACCCUGGAUCUCCGCCUCCUGGUCCUGCCCCUGCCCCAACCACUUACGUCCCACCUCAACCAACCAUUGAAGAAGCCCGCCAGCAGAUGCACUCCUUAUUGGAUGACGCCUUUGCGCUUGUCUCGCCCUCCUCUCAAGGAAGCUCCGCCCCUUUGACAUUCACUGGCGUUACUGCAGUGACUGGAGUUGGAGAAAUCAGCCCUGGUCAACCGUCAAGCCCGUCCUCACAGCCUUCACACCAGUGGGGUUCUUCCUCUUACCCCGCAGCCCCUGCACACAGUCCUUUCUCGGCAAGGUAUGCCGAGUUAGGAAUGUCUCCCACGUCAGUCCAAGGCUUGCUGCAGAGGCAGGAGCAAGGCUCUGGGUAUCUAAUGUCAGGAGAGAUGCAGUCAGAUCGUGUUUACUCCAACAGGAGGCAGUAUGGAGAAGACCUUCCAUCUUCUUUUCGGCCACGACCAGUAGGUGGCAGCACAGGUGCACAGUUGCAUCAGCUAACACAGGUGGGUUUGUCGAGUCGAAUUGGACUGUACCCUGGUGUUGGCCGUAGUGUAUCGGGGCCGUCGGGGUCCAGCUGGGCCCAAUACCGCUCAGAUGAAGAGAUUUCCAACCAGAGGCCUGGAUCCAACCGAGACAAUAUUUUGACAUUCCCUGAGUAUUCCUCCUCACCUGUAUUCCAAAUGCCCAGGACAGCCCUACAGGAACCCACGACACCCCAGGUCCACCUGGAACCCUCUACCGCAGGGUACAUUGCCCCUGAGGAGCGUUCUCCACCCACUCACUCCUCCGCCUCCCUCAUAAAGGCCAUCAGGGAGGAACUUCAGAGACUUUCUCAGAAACAGACGGUUCUUGCCAGCUACCACAGUUGAGAUAAACCCAAACCCCAGUCAUGGGUAACUUCCUUUUGCAGCUAUUAGCUGUGAUGUACCACCACAUAAGCAUCCUCUCAAAUCCUAACACAGCUCCAUAGCUGAGAAGCUGCUUUACAUAAACCCAAACCAAAAUCUUAGGCCAGAAACAUACUUUUUGCAAGUACACAAACUCAGAUGCGAAUGUUUGGCCCUAUUGUUCUCGUUGAACAUAAAUGUGUGCUCUCUUUUGUUGCUGUGCCGGUGACAUGUCAACUUUAACUAACUCGCUCAGCAAUUCCUUUAAACUGUUUGAAUGACCACCAUGAAUGACAUUAGAGCCCCUUGUGGCAACCCUGAGAAUGAAUUGCGUUAAGAAUUACCACCUGAUACAUUUUGGAACACAACAACGCACAAAAUCGAGCUUAGGUAUAAGCAUUUGCAUUCAUAUACUUGUGUAGAUCAUGUUUCAGGCCUUAAAAUUUAAGUACGGCUGGUCUGUUACGCAUGAAGAAAUUCUGAAAAUCUGAAAAUCUUACGUACUAUCAUUGCCAGUACAUUCACAAUUAAAAUUUCACUGCUGAUAUGCAGAAAUGAACUUCAAUACCCUCUCCUAUAUUUCACCAAAAAAAAAAAAGACAUCUUUCGUAACAAGGACUUGUCCAGAUUGUUUAGGAAAAAUAGACAACAUUGCCCCAUAUUCAGACUCUUAAUAUGCAUGCUGAGAGCUGUGAACUUUCCAGACUUACUGUUGACUGUUGCUAAUGUGAACAUUCCUUCCCUUCAAAUCCAUGUCUGUCGAAGUGCUUCCUUCAAAUGGAUCAUCCUCAUGUCUCCAAACUUCCUCUGGUGCUAAAAAUCAUUUCUUGCCUCCAUCACAAUGCCACAACAUGGCCCAGCCCAGAAACUCUGAAAUGGCAUCUUUACCUCUCGCCUUUUGUUGCUUUAGUUCUCUCGCCUCUUCCCUGUUCUUCCAUUUAUUCAAGAUGGCUGAUCAGGUGAAAACAUGUACUCUGUUCCAAACCCCAGUGAGCUGCCUACAUUUUAAGUUAUCAUAGGUCCACUACCAACACAAAGGUUGUUCCACAACUUAAUGAUGCCUUAUAGGUUACCUCAUUUUAACCACAUUCAAAGGCAGCAUCACAUGCGUGCAGAAAGUUCUAAAAAGUCACAUUUUUAUGCUUACUAUAAUAUCGCGCCAUUAGCUUAGCAACAUGCUAACGUCAUACUUUAUUGAAAUCAAUUGCGAGCUGAGUUUCCCUCUGUUUGUGUGCCACAAGCAGUUGCUGCCUUUCAAAUCAGUCACUUCUGAGUUUAUAGCGCAUUACAUUUUAAUUAUUUUAAUCAGAUUAUAGUUACUGACUUUCAGUUAAGUUACAGACCCACUUUUUAUUAGGUGUCUUUAACUAAUAUGUACUUAAGCAUUUGCUACAAUGUACCUAUUAUGUACAUACGUGUUGUUGCAUUGUACUUACAUUUAAAGUACCUGCGUUUUAUUACAGUUACACUGUUAAACUUAUCCCUAACCAUAAACCUUACCCAACCCUUGCCCUAAACCUUAACCCUAAACCUACCAGUACCUUAACCUCAGACUCUGUUUCCACUUGGUAUUACAAUGCAUCACUGUUUACAGCUGGUCGUUUAAAUGCAUCUCCAGUGACCACUUGUGUUCAGAUUUGGAGGGGAGGGUCUCUGUUUCAUGACGACAUACAUCAAUCACUAUGUCAGUGUGUUACUGCAUGAUAUUAAAGUGCAACAAAGUCAGAAAAGACAAAGAAAGCGUGAUAAAACGGUGCACUGUUUCUCCCAGAUGCAAUUUGAAUUUAAUCUAAGCACAAAUGCAACACGUCAAGCAGAAUUGUCAGUUAUUUUAGCAUAUUACCUGUAUUAAUUGUGUAUGUGUAUGUAUCUGCUUUUUUUUAAAGUUACGAUCGGACGGUUAAUUCUUUUAAACUUUAAACACUUGUUUUAGCGCAGUGGUUGAUUGACAGGUCAGGGGCGGCGCUUUACUGCUGUCGAGACGCAUACAGGACGGAUUAGAGUUUACACCUCAAAUGCGAUGUGGACACAUGCGUUUUUGACUACAUUCGUAUGUGGUUUUUGUGAUACGAUCACAAAACGUUUUAGACCCAUUUAGACCUGUAUUUAGUGCUGACCACAUGUGAUUGGAUCACCCAAAACACAUCUUAAUACCAGGUUUUUUGCAGAACAACAUGUAGUUACACAAUAAAUACACUGUAGUAUGUAUUUUAAUGUUUUGUUAAUGUUUAAUGUGGGAUCUUAAAUACUUUUAAGUGCAUUAUUUGGGUUACACAUACAGUAUUUCUAAAAUUAUAUUAUGUAGAACAUCUUAAUGUUCAUCUCUUACAUGAACAUCUUAAGGGCAUGUGCCACUAACGAGUCAAUGAACAAGGAGGAAAUAUAGACACUAUUUUGAAUUUGUUGUGCAGAAAAACAAAAGCUUUGCUCUGAAGUGUUUUAGAAAGUAACUUAAAAGUAAUUAGUAAUGUGAUUACUUUUUCAAUGAUGUAAUCAGUAAAGUCAGUAAUCUGAUUACAAUUUACUUAGUAACUUACCAUUCAGACCGAACUUGUUCUUGUGCUAAAAAGCUAGACGCAACACGGCGAAUAUAAUAAAUGCAGGUGUCUCGAGAUGCAUAAAGUUUUUUCUUACUUGGCAUGCCAUCUAAAAAACUUAAGUCUCCUGCACAAAACGCUGAAAACAGCAAGAUGAUGUGCAAUGGUAAAAGACAUCUGUCUAGCACUUGUAUAUGUAGAAAAAUAUUUGAAAAAUAGCGAACAUGUGCUCGAUGAAAACAACCCCUUAAACGACAGCUGCCUAUAUAGGCAGUGAGGCAGCUCACUAGGUUGUGGAACAUGGUCUUGACAUGGUUUUGACUUACAUUUGAGCUCUGGGUACUUUUGACUCUGCAGGGGAGGGAAGGAGAGUUUUGAAUGUGUCUGCAGCUUGUUGUUGAGAACUUUCUCUGCGUUAGUGAUCUGUGUGCUUUUGAGCUUGUUUGCGUGUUUUUGAACUAGAACUAACAGACAAGCGGUCUCAACUUCCUCCAGAAAAAAAAAGAUUUGGCCUGCUGGCAGCACGGUUCCCAUCUUGAUAACGUCAUUGCUGCAUCCAUCCUAAACUCACUACAGUAUGUCUACAUCUGAGGAGAGAUAUCAAAGGUAUGCAUUCAUGAUACCAGUGUGUAUUAAUCUGAGGUUUUUUUGCCAGUGGCCUGGAGAAGUUUCUCAGUUUACUGAUUUAUUAAUUUUGCACAUUUUCAUCUUUGCACAUUGAUAUCAUGGUGAUGAUGGAAGUCAAUCAGUUUAAGAGUUUAUUGUGGAAAAGAGAGAAGACUAUAAAUAUAUAAAGUUCAUAUUAUAUAAAAAUGUAUAUUGCAUAUUGAUGUAUUGAUCCAUUCAGCACAAACUGAUCAUAUGUUAGAUUAUAUGUUAACCAUAUUAGAUUUAUUUUUUAUUGUUAUAAAAGUAUUAUGUAAAAAUGUUAAAGAUGUUGGAAAAGUAUUGCUAUGGGACAUUUAAAAAAAGACCAAAUCACUGUUGAGGCAUAUAAUACCUUUAGCUUCGUAAUUCAGUAGACAUUCUCAAUGUAUUUUCAUGUAUAUGGUCAUGUGGAUUUGCACAGAAGUAUUGUAAUGAUUGCUUUAAGGUUAAAAGGUUAAAGGCCUUGUUUAAUGUUGUUUUGUACAUGAUUUCAGAGUGUUUUAAUUUUUCUUUCUCUUUUUUUCAUAUUUUCUAAUUUAUUCUGUUUUCCUUUACUUACCAUUUUUCUUUUAAUUCUUUCCCCUUCUUCCUGUCUUUUAUUUUUUAUCCUUCUUUCCUUCCUCCUUUCAUCUUUCUUUCUUUCUGUCUUUUUUAUUUCUUUUUUCUCUUUCUUUUUUUCUUAAGUAUGAGGCCUUAAACAGGACGCAUGUGAAGCUUUAUUUCUCUUUAUUUUGUGUGCUAAUGUCUUAAUGGGCAUGCUUAUAGCCUUUAAAAAUAUCGAAAAAACAAGAAACAAGCUUCAUAGAAUUUAGCUUAAUAUGAAAGACUACUAUGUAAUGGUUCAUGAGACUAAACACAAAGCAAAGCACAGAAAAACCAUCUUGAUCAUCAUUGAAAAAAAAGAAAAUGUUCAGUAUUUUGCCAUUUAUAAACCUGAAUAAUAUUUUUGAAAGUAUUUAAAUAUCAAUAUUUAUAAUUAAAAUAUAUCAAAUAGAAGAAGUACUAAUAUGUAAAUGGUCAUUUCUCCAUAUUUAAAUAUUCAGUAUGUAGUCCACAGAUGACUAAUAAGAGGCAAGCAUCAUUGGUAGAGGACCCUUUCCCACUGUGCAAAGACCAACUGGGAAUAUUUUUGUUUGUUUGAUGUCAUUAUUAAUUUGCUUCUUUUUUUUUUUCUUGCAGAUUUUUAAAUAACAACUCUACGCAUUCAUAAAAAAGGAUGUUGAGGAUAAAUAUUAGAUUUACAGUCACUUGAUUAACAUGGUGCUACUUAACACACCACCGUGUGUGUGCGUGCGUGUGUGCGUGUGUGUGUGUGUGUGUGUGUGUGUGUGUGUGUGUGUGUGUGUGUGUGUGUGUGUGUUUGAGAAAUGUUGAGCGUGUGAAACCAUCAAAACCUUACAGCACUGAACUUAAUCAUAUUUAUAGCAAUUAAAAUGUACAAACUCUGAGAUUAACUGAAUGCAGUGUGUGUGUGUGUGUGUGUGUGUGUGUGUGGGCAGGUUUAAGUGGUUUAUGAGGACAACAUAGGUUACAAACUGGUAAUUACAAGGGUAUUAUGCUAUAAAUGUGGUUUAUGAGGACAUUUUUAGUGUCCCCAUAAUUCAAAUCGCUUAAACAUACUAAAUUAUGUUUUUUGAAAAUGUAAAAAUGCAGAACGUUUUUUGUGAGUGUUAGAUUUAGGGGUAGAGUUAGGGGAUAAAAUCUAUAGUUUGUACAGUAUAAAAUCAUUAUGUCUAUGGAGAGUCCUCAUAAUGAUAGCUGCACCAACAUAUGUGUGUGUGUGUGUGUGUGUGUGUGUGUGUAUGUGUGUGUGUGUGUGUGAGCGAGCAAUAAUAUACCUCCCCUUGUCCCUAUGUCAGUGCCAUAGAGGAUGCAACUGGAAUGUAUACUAAAUCUUACAUAAAGUGAAUUCUUAGAUUUUAGUUUUACAUUAAAGGAUAUUUUAUUACUGUCAUCUCUUUCGUUGACAAUGCAAACAUCAUCUUUGCGAUCCCAUCAUGAAGGGAUACAUUUCUCAUUAUAUCUAUCAUUCUGUCUUGUUUAUUUCUCUCUUGGUCUCUGCAAACUGCAUUCCACUAUUUGAUGUUUUAUGUCUCUGUAUUGUUGUGUAUAUUAAAUAAUAAACAAU
Messenger RNA from Myxocyprinus asiaticus (Chinese sucker), 10457 nucleotides. Its product is annotated as UPF0606 protein KIAA1549-like. Bases 618 to 5126 code for a protein of 1502 amino acids. The record is from RefSeq and is a predicted model, not a curated record. The transcript has 22 exons. NCBI's taxonomy places the organism in Eukaryota, Metazoa, Chordata, Actinopteri, Cypriniformes, Catostomidae.